AUGUUUGCAUUAGUUUUUUGGACGGCUAAUAAAACAACUAGCAUUAUAGAAGUAAAAAACUUGCAUCCAGAUGUAGAAGAGGAAAAUUUAACGAUUGCCGAAUAUAAAGAUGGAAAAAAAUACAAGGCAAAAGUCGUGCUGAAAAGUUACGAUAAAGAAUAUUUGAGUAAGGUCACGGUUGACACGGAAGGAAAGAUAAUGGCGAAGAAAACGCAAAAAGAGGAAGUUGCAAGAUCCUUGAACGAAAAGGUUGGAAAAAUACCCAGCAUCUUUGAUCAACCUUCAACCAGCAAAAAGACUUUCAACGAUUUAGAAUUGUCGCCUGAAGGAAAAUCAACUGCCUGUAAGAGAACGAGAAAUGAAAGUGCAUUGAAUGAUAAGAGUGAUACCGAAAAAGCACGCUAUCUCAAACACAAAAACAGUUUACAAAAAAGCAAAAGAGAGCACUCGGACAGCAGUGACAGUGAAGAAGGCAGAAAGGUUCCAAAAAAAUCACUCAAACUAGCCAUUACAAGCAGCGAAAGCGAAUUCCAGGACGACAAUUUGAGCGAAAUUCAGAGUGACAGCGACAAAGAGGAAGAUGAGAAUCUGAAAUCUGUGCCUUAUAAGAGAGAACGUGAGCGAGAACGCGAGGAGAGUCAACGCGAGCGAGAACGCAAGGAGAGAGAACGCGAGCGAGAACGUGAACGAGAACGAGAACGCAAGGAAAGAGAACGCGAGGAAAGAGAACGCGAGGAAAGAGAACGCGAGGAGAGAGAACGCGAGGAGAGAGAACGCGAACGAGAACGCGAACGAGAACGCGAGGAGAGCGAACAAGAAUUUCGGAGUGACGACGAUGAUGAUUUUUUGGGUGGUGACUAUCACGAGAAUAAUGAGAGACAGAUUGCUGCUGCCCGUGACAGAGAACGAGAGAUAGAGGAGAGAGAACGCGAGCGAGAACGCGAGCAGAGAGAACGUGAACGAUUACGCGAGGAGAGAGAUCGCGAGGAAAGAGAACGCGAGGAAAGAGAACGUGAGGAGAGAGAACGCGAGCGAGAACGCGAACGAGAACGCGAGGAGAGCGAACAAGAAUUUCGGAGUGACGACGAUGAUGAAUUUUUGGGUGAUGACUAUCACGAGAAUAAUGAGAGACAGAGACCUGUAGCCGUAGAUCCGUUGGAUGAAUGUCGCCGAGCUGGCAAUGGAAAAGUUUAA
This is a messenger RNA of Trichogramma pretiosum, 1194 nucleotides long. RefSeq names its product zinc finger CCCH domain-containing protein 13-like. The record is from RefSeq and is a predicted model, not a curated record. Bases 1 to 1194 code for a protein of 397 amino acids. Lineage: Eukaryota; Metazoa; Arthropoda; Insecta; Hymenoptera; Trichogrammatidae. The transcript has 7 exons.